UUACAAAGAUGUCUCUCUUGGAUCAGACAAGACUAGACCAACAAACUUACGCUACUACAGUCACGUGGUAAAAAGAGCAAGUUUAUAAAAAGCCAACAGGCUGGUGCCCGUCCCCUUUCAGAAGCAAUAUUUAAAACCGCUUUAUUAAUUAACGCCGAGCAAAAGAAGCAAGACAUUAUUUUAUUGACUAGAAAUAAAUGCUGAUCUGAUGAGGAGUAUCAAGAUGUAACAAGGAUGAUAAUAAUGACAAAACCAACAACAAUAACAACGAGAAGAACAAACACAACAACAGCUGAACUUAAUGUUGCUUGACUAAGAGGAAAGUAAACAGCAAAAAGCAGCAACAAGGAGUUUACAAAUUAAACAUCGGAAUAACCAUUUGAGGGCAUUAUCAACAACAUAGACAACCCCGUUACCAUUAUUUUUAUUGAACAAUGGAUCGUAAGAGAAUAAAGAUGAAUGGAAGGUUGACCGCUACUAAAGUGGAACCUAAUUAUAGCGCCUGGAGUGGAAAUUCGUCUUUUUACCAAGGAGAUGAUAUGGAUGAGACUUCUAAUAAUCACCGGUUUGGAUCUGAUGGAAAUAUUAACAAGAAAGAUUAUCUUUAUAAUAGAUACUUUAAUGGUAGAAUCAAUUGUUUUUGGUUGUUGACAGUUCUUAUCUGUGUUUUCUCAAACUUCGUGUGUCGAGUACACUGUGUUUCGUUAACAACUGCUGAGACUACUUAUAGUAAAGCUACCAGCAGAGAUAUAACGAUGGUAACAUCGCAUUCACACCCGAAUCAAACGUCUGAUUCAUAUGCGCAGUCUACUAAACCAGCAACCCUGGUAACAACAUCCGACAAGGGGCCAGUGUCCAAACGUCGACCUCAGUCAACGCAAUACGAACCUGAUAAAGUACGCCCUAAAGAUCGUCUCAACAAAUUUCAUCAACGACAACAACAGCGAAAACAGAAAGAGUUAAAGACCAGGUUGACAACAGAAACAUAUACAACACAGACAACUGAAUCGACAGAAGUCCAGACUACUCAAACAACACAAAAAGCUCAGUCAACUGAAGGAACCAAAAUGAUUAAAAAACCUCAAACAAAUUCUAAAACCCGAAAACCUCAAACAACUCCUAAACCUGAAAAACCUCAAACAACUGAAAAAUCGCAAACCGUUGAAACACAAACAGUAGAAAAGACAACACAGACGAUAGUGGAAAAGAAGGGAACUCAAACAAGCGAAAAACCCCAAACGACUGAAGGGACACGGACAACUCUGAAAGAGAAAAUAACAGAAAAACUGAACACAGUUCCCCGGACAUCGCAGAAACCCCAGACAACCCUUAAAACAACUGAAAAAACUCGGACAACAGAUAGCAAGAAAGAAUUACCGGAAAUAACAAAAAAACAGACUGUAAAAGUAACCCCGACGACAGAAACAACUGAAAGUGUCACAACACCGACUAAAACCGACAAACAAAUACCAACAACUUCGGCUACAAACGCAGACGAUGAUCAGUGUCCAGAAAACUCAAUGGCUUACUACAAUAUAACGUUUGUACCGCUUUGGUCAAGUAGAAGGUUCCCAAAGAUGUAUCCUAUGUACCGACCGCAUGCACAAUGGUCAAAAACAAUCGGACGCACACACGACCACAACUACACAAUGUGGAAGAUUGGAUCUUACGCAAGUGUCAAAGUGAAGAGCUUCGCCGAAACAGGAGUGUCCACAGAUUUUGACAGUGAAGUACAAGGUCAAAAAGGAGUCCUCGAUGCAUUUAAUCUGCCAGCCAUAGGAAAAGGCUUUGGUCAAUCUCAAGGAAGCAUGUUCGUAGAUUCUGUUCAUCCUCUGGUUUCUUUUAUAGUAAAGAUAAUUCCGAGCCCUGACUGGUUCGUUGGAGUGAGUUCUUUAAACCUCUGCUCUAAGAAGAAAUGGAAGAAAAAGGUGAUCAUGAAAUUGUUUCCGGUCGAUGCUGGUACCGACAUCGGAUUGACAUUUACGUCGCCCAAUUGGCCUGCUUAUCCUCCAGAAAAAAUCAAUAGGAUCACAUCUUCAUUUCCUGAUCACGAAGCCAGUUCGUUCCACUAUAAAAGUCUCAAAAAGUUGCCUCGUAUAGCUUACGCAACUUUCUAUAAAGUCGAGGAAUACAGAAGUAUUUUUAAGCGGAUGAAGCCUUAUAAAUCACGACUUCCAAGUCUUAUGGAUCGGUUACCUCCUCUUGUUAACAAACCAUCAGUUGCAAAUCACCCUUAUAAGCCAUCAACGAAUGCACAGACUGGUGGACAACCAGCCAAGUCUUAUACCGAAACGGUAUCAUCACCGCUUGAUGAUGACAAUGAGGAGAAUUUCGGCAACAUUACAAAUCUACUUGCAGUUGCUGAAAACGAACCAGCGAUACCUCUCGACUGUCAAGUGAGCAACUGGGGCGAAUGGGGUCCUUGCUCAAAAACCUGUGGAUUUGGACGACGAGAACGGUUCCGAUUUGUCACUCAAGAACGAAAGAAUAACGGCUACUUAUGCCCUCAACUGAAAGAGGAAGCGCUCUGUGGUAGUAUGAGAAACUGCCAAUGGAAAUAUUUCAAACCAUUUCUCAGUAUUGCACAGAAACGUACGGCCCGAACGCCCGGCACCGCGAACGUUAAGAAAGUUUCGGAGCAAAAGAAACAUUAGAGAGAAAGAGAGAGAGAAGAAACGCUGUGAAUUAUUAACAUUACUUUUAUUGUCAUCAUUAUUAUCACCAUCAUUGUUGGAUUGGUGGAAUUAGUAGAGCUUUGUUGUAUUUAGUCACGCCUUUUUUUUUACGUUUUGAGUUCAGUAUUCCACCGAGGUCGACUUUGCCUUUCGUCCUUCUGGGGGUUCGAUAAAAUAAAUUACCAGUCAAGUACUAGGAUAGAUUCCCCCCCCCCCAAACAAAUAUAGGAGGUCUCGUUCGUAUACAAGAAAGCAUGGAUCUGCUUACUGUUGUUUUUCUUUCCGUAACGUGAAGCGGUCGAACAAAUGAUUUGCAGUGUUUAGUUACCUCUCUUUAUGUUCUGAGAAUACUGCUGAGGUAGUCUUAGCCAUUAACCCUUCCGGAAUCGUUAAAACAAAUACCAGACAAGCAGUGAGGUCGAUCUAUUGUAGAAUCGAUUGAGUAUCGAAAAAGAAUUCCUCUGGUGUUUAUUCUCGGCCCUUUAGCUUCUAAGUUCAAAUUCUGUCUGAGAUCAACGUCCUAAUCAAGUAUUGGGGUCGAUUUAAUAUUCUGAUGAAACCUUCUAAGCGUAACUAAAGAAGGCGUUUCCCUUUUCUAGAAUAGAGCGUUUUCUUUUUCUAGAAGAGGGAG
This is a messenger RNA of Octopus sinensis (East Asian common octopus), 3306 nucleotides long. Its product is annotated as spondin-1-like. Gene Ontology annotation, cellular component: extracellular matrix. Bases 435 to 2654 code for a protein of 739 amino acids. The transcript is spliced from 5 exons. Gene Ontology annotation, biological process: cell adhesion. The record is from RefSeq and is a predicted model, not a curated record. NCBI's taxonomy places the organism in Eukaryota, Metazoa, Mollusca, Cephalopoda, Octopoda, Octopodidae.